This is a messenger RNA of Prorocentrum cordatum, 4845 nucleotides long. Lineage: Eukaryota; Dinophyceae; Prorocentrales; Prorocentraceae. The record is from the annotation of a GenBank genome assembly.
GAGCUGCGCGCCCUGGCGACCGCCUGCGUGCGCGGGGCGCCGCCGAGCCUGGCGGAGGGCGACGGCGGCGCCGCGCCAGCGCCGGCCCGCGUGGACCGCUGGUCCCCGCACGCCUUCGUGGACGCGUUCCUCGCGAAGCACUGGGUGGACUUCAAGCUGGGGAGGUACGCGGACGCGAGUGAGGCGCUGUCGCCCAUCCUGGAAGACGCGCCUGGUCUCGCCAGCCUCUUCCAGACCGGAUGCGACGAGGAGGCCGCGAUGAGGCUCCCGGCAUUCGUGGACGGGGCAGACGACGGCGACGACGCCCUGUCGCCGCAGGACUUCUUCCUCGACGGGGGCGCGCAGCGACUGGACGUGCGAAAGCUGCUCCGCCGCGGCGCCUCCAUGGAGCGGGGCGACGGCACGGCGCUCUUCCUCGGCGGCUGCGACAUCGCGCCCUACUGGGGUGACCUCCCGGAGGUGGCUCUGAGGGCGGGGGAGGAAGACGUCGCGCACCGCCUGCGCGCCUACGUGCAGUACAUCCUGCCCGAGGGAUCGGAAGCCGUCCCAUCCCACGUCCUGAAUGACCCCCAGGGCCACUUCGUAGCUCACUUCGAGGAGGACGGGAGCUGGUACACUGCAGACGACCUGGGCGAUCGGCCGCACGUGGUCCAGUGGGCGCCUGGCACCGAGCACAAGAUACCUUGCAUGAUCUUCCUUGAGAAGGUGGACUCCAGGGCGGCCCGCGCCGAGGCGCGCCCGUGGCCGCCCGGGCCGGUCGUCGACGGCGCGGAGGGCGCGGGCGGCGACGGCGACGGCGACCGGGACGGCGAGGACAGCCCCGGCCUCGACGGGGAGUGCGACGAGGAGGAGGACGGGGCCGGCGACGCUGGCGUGCUGGGCGCGCGGAAGCGGCCCGCGGCGUCCACGAGGAGCGGCGCCCCUGCCAAGAAGCGGCUCCGCCUCCGAGGGAAACAGAGCGCUGCUGGACGGCAGCAGAGCCGCGCUGGGAGGCAGCAGAGCCGCGCUGGGAGGCAGCAGCAGCAGAGCCGCGCCGGGAGGCAGCAGAGCCGCGCUGGGAGGCAGCAGCAGCAGAGCCGCGCUGGGAGGCAGCAGCAGCAGAGCCGCGCUGGGAGGCAGCAGGCCAGGGAGGAUCAGAAGCGCGGUUGCAAGCCGGAGGAGGUACUGCGACAGGGGCGGAAGCCGAAGAGCAAGGGCGACAACGCCGACGGAUCCAGACAGGACGCCCAGAACAACGCCGCCGCCCCUGUCCUCCGCAGCAGCAGGGAGGCGAAGAGCUUGCAGACCGCCAGCGAGGAGCGCCGGUUGUGUGGGGAUCUCUUCCUGCUCCUGCACUUGCUGGAGCCGCUGGUCGCUGCCGAUGACCUGCUGAAGCAUUACCCUGACUUCUUCGUCUACGCGGGCGACGACUGCACCCGCCGAUGGGCGACGUUCCUGCAGGCACCCGAUCGACCCGACAAGUUGGCCGGGAGACUGCGGGAAGCGCUCGGGGUCACGGAGAACGAUAUUUCCGACGCCAAGCGCCGACUGGAGAGCGGGGAGUGGCACGUGCACCACGUCGCGGAGCUCCUGGACGAGCGCCUGGGCUCCGCCCACGGCGCCCCCUCCGUGGCGGCCGCGGCCCGCCUGGCGGCGAGCGACGCGUCGGCCGCGCUGGGCGACGGCAACCCGCUGAGGGCGCACCUCGCGGAGGCGUGGCAGCGCAGACCCUGCAACCGCGGCCCUCCCCGGCACGCCGCCAUGCCUGCGCGCCUUCGGGAUCGCUCUGAGUGGUUCCAGUGCCCCGCGCCUGCGCUGCAUUAUGCCUGCCGCAUGUGCGAGGCCGAGUUCCCCAACAGGGAGGCGUUCAAGGAGCACCAGGGCAGAGUCCACGGGGGGCAGCGGCGGUACCAGUCGCAGUACGUGGCGCGGUGCGAGCUGGAGCCCUACCAGCCGUCGCCGACCGAGGAGCGUCAGGUGGUUGCCAGGUUCCGCAUUUCCCAGUGCUGCGCCACCGUCGACCCCGUGGACGAGCCGUUCGUCCCGAAGCCUGAACCGGAGGUGCAGAAGCAGCUGCUCCACGCGGAGAUCAUCGGCAGGAUCGCCGGCAAGAUCGGGCAGGGGGAGCCCGCGGAGGAGAUCUCCCUGCAGGCGGCCGGCGCGGCGGAGUCGGCAGCCCGCGCUCAGGCGGCGUGCCGGGCGAGGGAGCCCCGCGCUUUCCAGGCCUGCGUGUGCUGCGCCAUGCAGCAGUGGUCCGAGAACCUCCACUCGGAGUACCUGGUCGGCGACAAGUGCACCAUAAAGGACCGGGCCCAGUUCGCGGACUGCCUGUCGGCCGAGUGGUAUCACCAACGAUGGCCCCUCAUACCGCGCGACGAGCUGAUGUCGUCGGCCGUGAACUUUCCCCACGACGACUGCGAGGGCUCGCCGACGUCCACGAAGAUACUCUUGCACAAGAGGCGCGUGCCGCCCGAGGCGCUCGAAGGGAAGGCGCCGGUGAAAGUCUGCGACGAUUGCCGGAAAGACCUGUGGUCUGAUCACCCCAAGGUGCCGCUCAUGGCGCUGGUGAACGACCUCUGGCUGGGCCGCCACCACCCGCUGCUCAGGAAGGCCGCUCUCGCGCACCAGUUGCUGCUCGCGCUCGGCCGCGUCGUGUCCACGAAGACCUACCUGUCCAGCAAGGGCGCCGACAAGGCCGUCCGGCAGGAGCAGCAGUCGUGGAGGCAGAAGUUCUUGCAGUACGCCAUGCAGGGCACCGCCAUCGUGUUCGGGAACGGGAACGUGGACCACGCGACGCGGAGCUUCCCGCCGGAGCCCGACAUGCUCAGGGCGGAGUACGACGCCCAGGCGCGGUUGUUGAAGCAGCACAACUACGUGUACAAUGACCCGGGCGUGCAGUACCGAUCGGACCUCGUGGACCGGUUCCCACCGCAGCCGGGCGUGCCCGACUUCAUGCUGGCCUGCGCGAAGUAUGUCCCCACGGACGCGGCGUUGGACGACGUCGCGCAGGCGCAGGGCCCCGCGUCGGCCACCACCGGUGCGCAGGCAGAGAUGAGCGCGGCCGCCGAGGACGCGCAGGAGCUGACCAAGUGGCUGUCCGUCCUCGAGGACCACAUGGACGACGUCAGCGAGCUCACGUCCCUGCCGGCGCUCCAGGGCAUGCUCGAGAGGAUGGAGAGUCAGGCGGGUCGCGUGGUGGCCAACGAGCUGAUGUCCAGACUCGAGGACCAGGGAGGCGAUGAUAGGGCGCUGCAGCUGGACGAGAUCGGGCGUUGCCGCCUGCGGGACCUCUGCCAGGAGUUCCACGCGCGCUGUCGGAAGAUCUCCCCGGGGGAGGACAUGGCGAAGCUGCGCUGGCGCGUCCAGGCGCUGGAGACCAACAACUGUCUGGCGGAGGAGGGCGCGGGCGACUUGGCGCGAUCUGCAGGAGUCGCGGGGACUCCCGCCGAGGACGAUCCGCGCUCCUUGCAGGGACCGCCCGGCCCAGACGGCCAGCGGAAGGCGAGGCUUCGGGUGCCCACUUCGAGGAAGGCGGAGAGCUGGUGGAAUCCGAAGUACUGGUCGAUUGCCAGGCCCACGGACUUCUGCUACGGGGACUGCGCCCGGGGCCUCGGCCAGCUCCCCCCGGACGGAGAUGAGGACCCGCAGAGGCAGAAGGAGGCUCGGCUCUGCUUCAGCGUGGCGCACUUCAUCAAUAAUCUUCUCACGCGGGAGGAGAUGGAGUACGAUGUGCCUUCGGACGAGGAGAAGUACGUGGCCAGGCCCAUCAGUCGUUUCCGGAGCUGCUGGUACGACGUGCACCUGCUGUGCUCCUUCUGGAGAGUCACGGAGACGACCAACAGCACCUGCACCUUCAUGAAGACGCCCGGGGCGUUCGGGGCCGCUCGCGCCUGCGCGGACAUCACGCCGGAGAUGAUCGAGGAGGUGCAGCUCAGGGCGCAGCAGACGGGCGGGAAGGCCACGCUGCACGGCAUCCUCAAGGACAAGGACACCCCGAACGAGGUGCGCAAGGCCUUCGCCACCCUGGGCCAGGCCACUGCCGGCCAAGUCGGGUCCGACGGACACAGGCGGGAGCUGCGCGGAGAGGGCGAGGCGUAUACUCUGCGCUUCGGCCCGCCCGUCCAGUUCGUCACCCCGAAUCUGGCAGACACCAAGCAGCCCCUGAUCCUGAUCGUGCACGGGGAGGAGUACACCUUCGACAACGACCUGACCGGGGCGGAGCAAGUCACGUUCAGCGAGAUGUCGCAGCGCAUCACCGCGGACCCCGUGGGCCAGGCCGUGGUGUUCGAGCUGAUGAUGAGGCUGUUCUUCGUCCACGUCCUCGGCCUGCGCCCGGAGACCGUCGGGUGGCGGCGAGGAGAAGUCCGAAAGGCUUCGGAGCACUGGAUAUCCGACGGCGUGGCGGCCGACCUCAUGGGCGCGCCCACGGUGUUCGGCCCCCUCGCGGCGGCCUUCGGCCCGGUCGAGGCUCAGGGCCGCGGCUCGCUGCACCCUCACAUCCUCAUCUGGCUGCUGCAGGGUCAGCUGCGCGUGCUCUUGGACAUGCUGCAGCGCGACGAGGCGCGCUUCCAGGAGCGCUUGAACCUGUGGAUGCGGCAGGUGGUGCAGGCCGUGGUCGCCACUCAGCAGAGCGCCGUGGAGCUGCUGCCCCUGCAGCUGCAGGGGGGCGAGAACAAGUGCGGGGUCACGGUGCCGCCGCCGCCGUUCGGGCCCAACGAGAAGCGGUACUUCCGGGCCGACGGGGGCGCGGAGAUGGCGACUGCAGAGCAGCUCGGGGACGGAGGCGAGACGGAGCCGCGGGAGCUGCGGUUCUACGAGCCCAAGGUAGACGACUACCACAGGGCGAUUCUGUGGGAGACGUCCCAG